UUCUUUGGCGUCAGCAUGGUGGUCCCCUUAUUAAGCCUUCAUGUCAAGUCUUUGGGAGCGAGCCCGACGGUGGCAGGAGUGGUAGGAUCUUUAUAUGGAGUACUGCAGCUCUUUUCCAGCACCUUGGUGGGAUAUUGGAGUGAUGUAGUAGGAAGACCCUAUUGCCUACUUUCCUGCAUUUUCUUCAGUGCAAUCGGUUAUUUUGUCCUUGGCAUGUCCACCAAUGUGUUUUUAUUUGCUGUUGCCCGGAUUAUUGUUGGGAUUUUUAAACACACACACUCUGUUUCAAAAGUUCUCAUUUCUGACUUGGUUUCCGAGAGACAGCGCCUUCUCGUCAUAGGACGCUUCAACUCAGCCUCCAAUUUUGGAUUCAUUCUGGGACCAGUGGUUGGAGGCUACCUUACUGAGCUAGAGGGUGGCUUUUACCUGACAGCCUUCAUCUGUGGUUCAAUUUUCAUCUUGAAUGCUGGCCUUUGCUGGAUGAUGCUAUCUGAUGAAGAAAACAUGCCUGGUAAGGGAUGGAUCAGUAGCAACAAGGCAAGGCCCUCAGCAGAAGCAGAACAAAUCCUGCAGAUUCAACCUGUGUCUUAUGAAGCUGUAAAGUGUAAUAUUCUUACCAGAUCGUCUUGGGCUGGGUUUGUAUCGAUGCCGAAGAAUCUUAGCAACAUUGCAAGUUCUGAUCUGUGGGAUAUUUUUCUUGUACGACUACUGAUGUCUAUUGCAGUAAUGCUGUAUCACAGCAACUUUGUCUUGGCACUUGAAGAAAGGUUUGGGAUGAAGCCUAAACUCACUGGCUACCUCAUAAGCUACAGCAGCACGCUUGGAGUAGCUGCAGGCUUUCUGCUUGGACCAAUCGCAAGACUAUAUCAGCACAAUAACUAUGCCAUUUUAUUAAGAUCCACCAUCCUCACUAGUUUGCUGUUAACGCUGUAUUCUUCAUCAGCCAGUAUAUGGACAGUGAUCUUGUCCUCCACAAUUCUAGCGUUUUCUACCACUGUCGGGCGUACUUGCAUUACUGAUCUAGAGUUGACUCUGGGCGGAAACCAGGCCAGUGGCAUGCUCAUAGGCAUUGGCCAAUCUGUGUCAGCUGUGGGCCGCACAGUUGCCCCUCUUCUCUCAGGAAUUGCCCAGGAGUUCAGUCCAUGUGGCCCCCCCAGUCUCGGAGCUGUGUUGGGGUUUGUUGCUGUUCUGAUCAUGUUUUUUAAUCAACCACGAUACUGUAGCAAUAGGGAUUCCAAACUGAAAGCUGCGUAG
Messenger RNA from Euleptes europaea (tarantolino), 1254 nucleotides. RefSeq names its product major facilitator superfamily domain containing 9 (gene SLC67A2). The coding region runs from base 16 to 1254 and encodes 412 amino acids. The transcript has 5 exons. Lineage: Eukaryota; Metazoa; Chordata; Lepidosauria; Squamata; Sphaerodactylidae. Gene Ontology annotation, biological process: transmembrane transport. Gene Ontology annotation, molecular function: transmembrane transporter activity. The record is from RefSeq and is a predicted model, not a curated record.